Coregonus sp. 'balchen' is the source of this 34713-nucleotide messenger RNA. NCBI's taxonomy places the organism in Eukaryota, Metazoa, Chordata, Actinopteri, Salmoniformes, Salmonidae. The record is from the annotation of a GenBank genome assembly.
AUGGGAGUAGUGGAUGCUGAUGAUGAGAUGGAGGUCAAUGCUAUCAAAGUGGAGGAUGACCAGAAACAGGAGGAAGACAACUUGGAGGGGAUGCCUGUAACAACUGCUGUGGAAGAGGGAAGUGACAUGGACUCUUUUAGCAGCAACUCCCUGGAUCAUGGGGAUGAGGUGGAGAAGAUGGACACCGGGACCGAUGCACUGACAGAGAAGCAGAUUGAGGAGCCCAGCAAGACCGGACAAGUGGACAACACUGAUUCCAUGCCUUCUAUUGUGGAUACAGGUAAUAAGACUGCUGCCUGCAUCUUUUUGUUGGCUAUACAAGUUUAGGAUCAGGAUGAUCAAUUGUUUCCGUAGUUUGCUGAAUUAAUUUCUUCAGGUUGAAUUUGUUUGUUUUACGGGUGUGAUGCUACCCUAUUUUGCUGUCUUGCAUGACACUCCAUUGUUGCUGGAAAGCCCCAGUGUCGAAAGUCCUCAAAGUUCAAACACGUCACCUUAUUCACACUAUCCCACCUCUCAAACAUUGUCUCCAUGACAGAGGACACAGAGCAACCUGCUGAGCAGACCAGCUUUGAGGAGGCUCCACUAAUGGAGCAGGACCAUUCUGAAGAUGUCAAACCGUUUCACCCCAGUCCCACCUCUAGCGAAGCUAUUCUCCCUCAGAACAGAAAAGGUGAGAGGCCACAAGAGUCAGUCUUUGGAAUAUACAGUCUUUUUAGUUGUAUAAUGUUCAGACAUGACCCGAAUACUUGAACGUUAGUGUGGUCCCUCAUAAUAUUCAGAUGCUAAUGAGUACACUGCAGUAAAAAAAAUUUAUAAAAUAAAUUCUCAAGCUGAAUUACCUGUUGCUUGUUUUUCUGCAGGCACUGGCAGUCCUGCAGGGCUGGAGAAUGGAGUGGCAGGACAGCCAGUCAAAGUUGUGAGUGUCCAGUGCAACUCGAUUGUCUCUUUGAAAGAAGUUCCUUUUUGUCGGCGAACAAAUCAAGAUAAAUUGGCAACGAAACAAUUAGGACCUCCCAGACCAAAUUUAAUAAUUCAACAGGUUUCUACUAAAGGGGGAAAGUCCUACACCCGAGGAUUUUCCAAAAAUUGGUACGAACGAAAAACCUGGCUAGCAGGCUGCGAUGUAGCUAAUGCAGUCUUCUGCUACCCCUGCUUACUCUUUCACCCUGAAGGCGGCACGGCAGACAGCAACGCUUGGACAGCGACUGGUGUAACGGACAUGCACCAUCUUUCAGAAAAGAUUAAGAAACAUGAGCUGUCAAAGACCCACAUGGAUAGCUGUUUGAGAUUGUCUGCUUUGGGGAGAGGGAACAUUGCCACUCAACUGGAUGAGGGAUACAGGCUAGCUGUCCGCCGCCACAACGAUGAGGUUAGCAAGAACCGCCACAUCCUCAGCCGGCUAAUCCAGUGUGUGAAGUUUUGCGGAGUGUUUGAGUUAGCUUUGCGAGGCAAAGAUGAAACUGAGGGCUCCACCAAUCCUGGUAUUUUUCUUGGACUUGUCAACUUUGUGGCACAAUUAGAUGAGGUGUUUUAUGGAAAUGCAUAUUGUUUAUGCAGUGUUGAGGAAUGUGAAAGAACACCCUUGAUAAUUUUUACUGUGAUAACUUAUGUUGCUUUUGUAAGCCAACACUUUUGAGAUCAGUCAAUAAAUGCUUCUGGUAUUGACUUAUAUGCUGCCCCUGUCUUCAUGUUGUUGCUGGACAUAUCUUUUUUAAAAUGUGUGUAGGUCACCUAAAUCAUCAGAAAAAUUGCCCCCCCUGAGAAUUUUUUCAGGAGCCGCCACUGCCUGUAACCAUUCACGUUAACUCACAUGAUUCCAUCUACAAUUCUUAUUGAAUGUUACAUGCUGUUGUUCAAUGUUCUCUGCAGUCAGCCCAGUCUGCCCAGCCGACAGCAGAGCCUGUGUCCACCAGCGCUGACACCAUCUCCAUGGUGAAGGUGAAAGAUGAGCCAGUAGAUGAGGAGUAUGAUCAGGCCCUGGCUCCAGCAGUCCUCACAGAGGGCGUCAAGGAUGAACCAGACGCAGCAGAGGUACGGCAUCUCUAAACUCACUGGCCAAGUUUUAACUGGACAUUUCUAUUGUCUGAGUUACAUAAAAGUUGUCUAUUGACAUCAAUGCAUAUAGUUCAAGCUGUGUGUGUAUUUGAACCCAAAUCCUGAAUCCUGUGUGCAUGUUAAAUGUAUGUCACCUUUUUGUUAUUUACAGGAGUUGAAAAUCAGUAACGUCUUCUCUGUGGGCGGCGCCCCUACCCCAAUCGGUGAGUAGGGCACUUUGAUAUUUGUGCACAUCAGUACACAUUAGUGGUCGCUCAACGGUCAAAGCUCUAAGGGAGUGUUUCUUAAUCAUGGUCCUCGGGACCCAAAUGGUUAGUGGAAUCAAGUGUGUAGUGCUAGGGCAAAAACGGCAUGUCUAGCUUUUAUUUUGGUGAUUGAUAGUUCUCAAAGAUAGUUCUUAAAAAAUAUAUAGGUACAUUAUCUUUUCUACAUAAUUUAUAUCUGGUUUUAGGCGUUAAAGUUUACACGGAAAGCGUUUUUAACAUCCCCAAAAUUUGAUUGACAUCUCAACCUGAAAAAAUGCUGAGGCGGCACGCACAAGUAUUUCCAUUGCAGAAAAAUGUCUGGGCUGUGGAGUGGAUCUUUAUAGUCUACUGCAGGCUCUCAAAGAGCAACAUUUGACUGACUACCACCUUACAGAUGAUACAUUUCUCUCAUACCCCCUUCCCUCAAUCUCCACCCAUCCUCUCAUCCCUCUCCCUCUAUUAUCCACAGCCACAUCCACGCCAGUAGCCGCCCUCUCCAAGACUGCAAUGCCUGCCUUGGCCCCGGCCUCCUCCUCCAUCCCUCCGCUGAUCCCCAUGGCUAUGCGGGUGGCCUGUUCGGCCUGUAACAAGGUGUUGCUGAAGGGCCAAACAGCCUACCAGAGGAAGGGCUCCUCGGACCUCUUCUGCUCCACGUCCUGCCUCACCUCCUACAGCCCCCCGCCCGUCGUCAAGAUGACUGCCCCCGGCCCGGCCAAGAAACCCUGCCACUACUGCCUCAAGUGAGUCCUGCUGUUGUCAUGUCAUUGGAGUAGCUAUGUAGAUAAUGAAUUAAGGAAAGAUAAAUGAAUGUAAAAUAAGAAGCCUUCUGACAUUGCUAAACUGUAAUUUAUUGUUCUCCUGUGAAUAUAUUCCAAACUGUUUCCAAAGGUUUUGACCAAACUAUCCCAACUCGAUUCACAUUUACUUCCACUGUGCUACCUUUUUCCACAUGCAUUUAAAUGUAAAGCACUGUGAGCUAACUGACUGUAAAGAAAAAUAUGUUUAUAGAUCAAUUAUGUUGUUAUGAACUUAUCACCCCCCCCCCCCCCCCCUCAGGGAGAUUGCUAACCCCAAGGACGUGAUCACAGCUCCUGUGGACACCAUGGGCACGGUGAAGGACUUCUGUAGCCAGACCUGCCUCUCCUCAUUCAACUUCAAGAGGAACACUGCAGUCUCCACCCUCACCACCAUGACUGGGGCCAUCAAGUGCAGCAUGUGCAAGAAGGCCUGCAUUGUAAGGGACUUAUGGUCUUUGAGUGUGUCAGUGUGGUAGUCGCUAGGAGUAACAACAUUGGCAAUAUAAAAGUGGUGAUGUCAGAGCUGACAGGGAAGUGAACAAUCUGCUCCUUGUUCUCUCCCACACAGAGUAAACACGAGGUGAUCUUCCAGGGCAGCAUGCACAGGCUGUGCAGUGAGGUGUGCUUCACGCGCUUCCGCUCCACCAACAAGCUGUCCAUGAACAGCUGUCAGAGCUGCAACAACUACUGCUACGGCAAGGUCACCGUGCUGGUCGUGCAGGGGGUCAAUAAGACCUUCUGCAGCGCCGGCUGUGUCACCACCUUCAAACAGGUACGAAUCUGAUCCUUGAGAUGCAGUCAGAAGAAGCUGUUGGACUGUAACUAGGGAUGUUUCUAAAAACGUUACGAUCUGUCAAAUCAUUGCUUCCGCCACCCUUGUUUUCUCAAUUCCUCUCAAAGCUGUUCGGAGGAGGAGGAGGUCCGAGGGAGGGACCUUGGAUCUUCUCCUCCAGUACGUAAGAACCAUCUACCUGUAAGUUAAUGCAAGCAAAAGAAGUCACUCACUCUCCCUUUGUGGUCGGUCUGGUUUUUUCAGAAAGCUAAGAAGCAUGUGGCAUGUACUAUGUGCCGCAACUUCCGCGCACCGGUGGAGAUGGUUGAGAGCGCCGACUCUGACGGCAAGCUGGAGAUGUUCUGCUCUACUGGCUGUGUUACAGCCCACAAAGUACAGACCGUCAGCUCCUCAGGUAUAGCUAGGCUAACCACCUCUGCAACAUAUACACCUUACUCUCUCACUCACUCACUCACUCACUCACUCACAUGCACUCUCCUUCUUUCGUGUCAACCCAGGUGCUCAGGUAGAGUGCAACGCUUGUGGUCAGAAGACGGUGCCCUCCUUCCACCUGGCCAUGUCGGACGGCUCCAUCCGGAACUUCUGCACCAUGAACUGUGUCGUCACCUUUCAGGUAACUUAAGAGUAGAAAUAUUGAAAGGACGGCAACUUAAUGACCUUCAAUGAUAUUAAUUGCGGCUCUAAUAACACUUACUUUUGAUAUUUUACGCUUUGUUUAUAAAACAUACCCAUGUACGCUGUACUUUGCUGUCCUGCACUGACACUACAAUGUUAUAAUAUUUCUGUGGCCUGUAGGAUCAGUUCAAUAAGAGCAACACCCAGAGUCAGAUGAACGUGGCCCCGAGCACAGGGACCACAGCUCCCCCCGCGGCCCCGGCCCAGACCAGGGACCGGGGAUCCCAAGGGACCAGACUGCCCUGCUUCCAGUGCCACCGCCUCUUCUCCUCCAAGCCCGAGCUCAUUCAGUUCAAGGUACCUACAGUGGGGAAAAAAAGUAUUUAGUCAGCCACCAAUUGUGCAAGUUCUCCCACUUAAAAAGAUGAGAGAGGCCUGUAAUUUACGUCAACUAUGACAGACAAAUUGAGAUUUUUAUUUCUAGAAAAUCACAUUGUAGGAUUUUUUAUGAAUUUAUUUGCAAAUUAUGGUGGAAAAUAAGUAUUUGGUCACCUACAAACAAGCAAGAUUUCUGGCUCUCACAGACCUGUAACUUCUUCUUUAAGAGGCUCCUCUGUCCUCCACUCGUUACCUGUAUUAAUGGCACCUGUUUGAACUUGUUAUCAGUAUAAAAGACACCUGUCCACAACCUCAAACAGUCACACUCCAAAAUCCACUAUGGCCAAGACCAAAGAGCUGUCAAAGGACACCAGAAACAAAAUUGUAGACCUGCACCAGGCUGGGAAGACUGAAUCUGCAAUAGGUAAGCAGCUUGGUUUGAAGAAAUCAACUGUGGGAGCAAUUAUUAGGAAAUGAAAGACAUACAAGACCACUGAUAAUUUCCCUCGAUCUGGGGCUCCAUGCAAGAUCUACCCCGUGGGGUCAAAAUGAUCACAAGAACGGUGAGCAAAAAUCCCAGAACCACACGGGGGGACCUAGUGAAUGACCUGCAGAGAGCUGGGACCAAAGUAACAAAGCCUACCAUCAGUAACACACUACGCCGCCAGGGACUCAAAUCCUGCAGUGCCAGACGUGUCCCCCUGCUUAAGCCAGUACAUGUCCAGGCCCAUCUGAAGAUUGCUAGAGUGCAUUUGGAUGAUCCAGAAGAGGAUUGGGAGAAUGUCAUAUGGUCAGAUGAAACCAAAAUGGAACUUUUUGGUAAAAACUCAACUCGUCGUGUUUGGAGGACAAAGAAUGCUGAGUUGCAUCCAAAGAACACCAUACCUACUGUGAAGCAUGGGGUUGGAAACAUCAUGCUUUGGGGCUGUUUUUCUGCAAAGGGACCAGGACGACUGAUCCAUGUAAAGGAAAGAAUGAAUGGGGCCAUGUAUCGUGAGAUUUUGAGUGAAAACCUCCUUCCAUCAGCAAGGGCAUUGAAGAUGAAACGUGGCUGGGUCUUUCAGCAUGACAAUGAUCCCAAACACACCGCCCGGGCAACGAAGGAGUGGCUUCGUAAGAAGCAUUUCAAGGUCCUGGAGUGGUCUAGCCAGUCUCCAGAUCUCAACCCCAUAGAACAUCUUUGGAGGGAGUUGAAAGUCUUUGUUGCCCAGCGACAGCCCCAAAACAUCACUGCUCUAGAGGAGAUCUGCAUGGAGGAAUGGGCCAAAAUACCAGCAACAGUGUGUGAAAACCUUGUGAAGACUUACAGAAAACGUUUGACCUGUGUCAUUGCCAACAAAGGGUAUAUAACAAAGUAUUGAGAAACUUUUGUUAUUGACCAAAUACUUAUUUUCCACCAUAAUUUGCAAAUAAAUUGAUUAAAAAUCCUACAAUGUGAUUUUCUGGAUUUGUUUUUCUCAUUUUGUCUGUCAUAGUUGACGUGUACCUAUGAUGAAAAUUACAGGCCUCUCUCAUCUUAUUAAGUGGGAGAACUUGCACAAUUGGUCGCUGACUAAAUACUUUUUUCCCCCACUGUAUAUGGUAUUUAAUUUCUCUCUCUAUCUAUCUCAUUCUGUCACUUUUCUUUUUGCGUUUCCCUCUUCCUCCAUUUUGUUGAACUCACACUCUCCCUCUCACAAACACAAAUCCCCUCUAUUUAUGUUGACAACCUCGGUUAAUGCUGCUAUAUAAUUGAUUAAAUGUAUGUCUGCAACCCUACAGGAUAAGAUGGUAUUCCUCUGUUCAGUAAAUUGCUCUGAGGAGUACAGAAAGAUCAACUACGAGAUGGCGCGCUGCGAGUACUGCAAGAUUGAGAAGCCAGCCAAGGAGGUCAAGAGAAUCAACAAGAGGGACUACAGCUUCUGCAGCGAAGGUGAGGAGGGAGAUCCAUACAUGUCUUUAAUAGGCCUGCUACUUACAGGAGUUCGCACCUUGGUGAAUAAAGACCCAUUUCCCUGUCUCUCCCUCUUCUCUCCUCCAUACCCAGGCUGUAAGCUGCUCUACAAGCACGACCUGACCAAGCGCUGGGGGAAACACUGCAGAAACUGUGCCUACUGCGCCUCCACCGCGCAGAAGGCCAUCACAGGCCAGUACGGAGGCAAGAUGGAGGAGUUCUGCUCGGACGAGUGCAAGUCCCACUACACCCUGCUCUUCUGCCAGGUAAAGGAAGGAACCAUGCUAAGGAACUGAACAAGACACCUAGGGCUCAAUGAGGCUCAAUACUUAGAAGCAGUCUUCUGUCGGUGUUUAUCUCCUUUUCUUUUGAUCUGAAACGGCUUAAAUACAAACUUUUGUAGAAGACUUGUCUGAAAAGAAUACCAGACAUUUUGUUUAGAUUGUUGUACAGUUCUCUCAUAUUAGUGCAGGUGGAAGGAAGAAGGUAGGGAUACGAAACCACAUGAUGAGUGAAUUAAUUGAACUUUCCAAAUGGUACAUCCUAUAUGGCAGUUGGAAUAGCUGUUUGCAGGGCAAUUAGUAUUAGUACUUCAGUCUCCCCUGUUUUCUCAGCGGCAGCUGUAAACGGCGGUCGUGUCAGCGGCGGUCUCGUCGCAAAACUAAGACCGCCGCCGAAACAAAGACGGUUCUUUGUUCUGCCGAGUUAUUCGAGGAUGGAAAGCGAGGAAGGCUCCACACCACUCUCACGAAUAUCUUACCUGGUUAUUUUCAGAUCUCAUUUUGCUCUUUGGCAUCUAUGUGUGUGUGUUUUCUGUACCUGUUUGCUCCUCUCACUGUAGGCUUUACAGACGCACCCCACCCCUUGGCUGCAACCCUUCUAAUUUAGGUUGUGCGCGCAGGGUACAUUUACAUUUACAUUUUAGUCAUUUAGCAGACGCUCUUAUCCAGAGCGACUUAGUUAGUGAAUACAUAUUAUUAUUAUUUUUUAUACUGGCCCCCCGUGGGAAUCGAACCCACAACCCUGGCGUUGCAAACGCCAUGCUCUAUCAACUGAGCUACAUCCCUGCCGGCCAUUCCCUCCCCUACCCUGGACAACGCUGGGCCAAUUGUGCGCCGCCCAUGAGUCUCCCGGUCGCGGCCGGCUGCGACAGAGCCUGGAUUCGAACCAGGAUCUCUAGUGGCACAGUUAGCACUGCGAUGCAGUGCCUUAGACCACUGCGCCACUCAGGAGUUAACUGUGGGUACUCUGUGGAAUUCCUGUUCUCUGGCAGUGUUUGGAACAGCCGAACUGGGGUCAACAAUGCAGAGUUCAUCUCAGCCGAUGCUGCCCUUAAGUCCUUUGAGUUUUUGGCCCUGACUGAGACAUGGAUCACCCCAGAGAACACUGCCCCUCCAGCUGCUCUCUCUUCAUCUGACUACAUUUUCCCUCACAGCCCGAGAGCAUCUGGUCAUCGCGGUGGUGGCACAGGGCUACUAAUUUCUCCUAAGUGGAGGUUUUCUCUUUUCUCCCCCUCUCACCUGUCCAUCUCCUCAUUUAAAUGUCAUGCUGUCACUGUCACUUGUCCACUCAAGCUUAACAUUGUUGUCAUCUAUCGCCCGCCAGGUGUCCUUAGAGAGUUCCUCAAUGAGCUUGACACCUUGAUAAGCUAAUUUCCUGACGAUGGCUCACCGCUCUUCGUACUUGGCAACUUCAACCUCCCGACGUCUGCCUUCGAUUCUCUCUUUCCUCUCCUUGCCUCUGUUAUUAUAUAAACUCAGCAAAAAAAGAAAAGUCCCUUUUUCAGGACCCUGUCUUUCAAAGAUAAUUUGUAAAAAUCCAAAUAACUUCACAUAUCUUCAUUGUAAAGGGUUUAAAACUGUUUCCCAUGCUUGUUCAAUGAACAAUUUAAUGAACAUGCACCUGUGGAACGGUCGUUAAGACACUAACAGCUUACAGAUGGUAGGCAAUUAAGGUCACAGUUAUGAAAACUUAGGACACUAAAGAGGCCUUUCUACUGACUCUGAAAAACACCAAAAGAAAGAUGCCCAGGGUCCCUGCUCAUCUGCGUGAACGGAUCUUAGGGAUGUUGCAAGGAGGCAUGAGGACUGCAGAUGUGGCCAGGGCAAUAAAUUGCAAUGUCCGUACUGUGAGACGCCCAAGACAGUGCUACAGGGAGACAGGACGGACAGCUGAUCGUACUUGCAGUGGCAGACCACGUGUAACAACACCUGCACAGGAUCGGAACAUCCGAACAUCACACCUGCGGGACAGGUUCAGGAUGGCAACAACAACUGCUCGAGUUACACCAGGAACGCACAAUCCUUCCAUCAGGGCUCAGACUGUCCACAGUAGGCUGAGAGAGGCUGGACUGAGGGCUUGUAGGCCUGUUGUAAGGCAGGUCCUUAUCAUAAAUCACCGGCAACAACGUCACCUAUGGGCACAAACCCACCGUCACUGGACCAGACAGGACUAGCAAAAAGUGCUCUUCACUGACGAGUCGCUGUUUUGUCUCACCAGGGGUGAUGGUCGGAUUCACAUUUAUCGUCGAAGGAAUGAGCGUUACACCGAGGCCUGUAUUCUGGAGCUUAAUCGAUUUGGAGGUGGAGGGUCCGUCAUGGUCUGGGGUGGUGUGUCACAGCAUCAUCAGACUGAGCUUGUUGUCAUUGCAGGCAAUCUCAACGCUGUGCGUUACAGGGAAGACGUCCUCCUCCCUCAUGUGGUACCCUUCCUGCAGGAUCAUCCUGACAUGACCCUCCAGCAUGACAGUGCCACCAGCCAUACUGCUCGUUCUGUGCGUGAUUUCCUGCAAGACAGGAAUGUCAGUGUUCUGCCAUGGCCAGCGAAGAGCCUGGAUCUCAAACCCAUUGUGCACGUCUGGGACCUGUUGGAUCGGAGGGUGAGGGCUAGGGCCAUUUCCCCCAGAAAUGUCCGGGAGCUUGCAGGUGCCUUGGUGGAAGAGUGGGGUAACAUCUCACAGCAAGAACUUGCAAAUCUGGUGCAGUCCAUGAAGAGGAGAUGUACUGCAGUACUUCAUGCAGCUGGUGGCCACACCAGAUACUGACUGUUACUUUUGUUCAGGGGCACAUUAUUCAAUUUCUGUUAGUCACAUGUCUGUGGAACUUGUUCAGUUUGUCUGUUGUUGAAUCUUAUGUCAUACAAAUAUUUACACAUUUUAAGUUUGCUGAAAAUAAAUGCAGUUGACAGUGAGAGGACGUUUCUUUUUUUGCUGAGUUUAUUGUUUUGGUUGUACUUUUUACCCCUUGUGAUAUCCAACUGGUAGUUACAGUCUUGUCCCAUCACUGCAACUCCCGUGCGGACUCGGGAUAGGCGAAGGUCGAGAGCCAUGCAUCCUCCGAAACACGACCCCACCAAGCCGCACUGCUUCUUGACACACUGCUCGCUUAACCCGGAAGCCAGCCCCACCAAUGUGUCGGAGGAAACACCGUACAGCUUGCGACUGAAGCCAGCGUGCAUGCGCCCGGCCGCCACAAGGAGUCGCUAGAGCGCGAUGGGACAAGGACAUCCCAGCCGGCCAAACCCUCCCCUAACCCGGACGACGCUGGGCCAAUUGUGCGCAGCCUCAUGGUUCUCCCGUUCGCGGCCUGCUGCGACACAGUCCGGGAUUGAACCCGGAUCUGUAGUGACGCCUCUAGCACUGAUCAGUGCCUUAGACCGCUGCGCCAUUCGGGAGGCCUCUUUUGACCUCACCCUCUCCCAGUCCCUCACAAGGCAGGCGAUACACUUGACCUCAUCUUUACUAGAGGCGGUUUGCCUUCUAAUCUCACAGCAACCCAUCUCCAGGUCUCUGAUCAUGACUUUGUUUCCUUUUCUUUCUCCCUUUCCUCCAACCCACUCAGCCCCUACCCAGAUGUUCAUGCACCGUUGUAAUCAUCGCUUUCUCUCCCACUACUUCUAUCCUAAUCUCUCUUCUGCUAAAUCCUUCUCCCUUGUGUCUCCUGAUUUUGCAUCUUCGACCCUACUCUCCUCCCUAUCCGCAUCCUAUGACUCGCACUGUCCCCUUUCCUCCCGACCGGCACGGGCCUCCGUGGCUGAGGGACUCAUUGCAAGCUUACAGAACAGGGCUGCGGGCAGCUGAGCAAAAAUGGAGGAACACUAAACUUCCGGAGGGCCUAUCAUCCUUUCCCUUCCUCCUCUCUACCUUCUCUUCCUCUGUAUCCACUGCUAAAGCCUCUUUCUAUCACUCUAAAUUUCAAGUGUCUGUCUCUAACCCUAGGAAACUCUUUUCCACCUUCUCCUCCCUCCUUAAUCCUCCACCCCCUCCCUCGUCCCUCUCUGCGGACGAGUUUGUCAACCACUUUGAAAAGAAAGUUGACGACAUCCGUUCCUCAUUCAUUCCGCCUAUAAAUCCUACGACUAUUAAGGUCCGGCCGCCCGACAACCUGCCCGCUCGACCCCAUACCCUCCUCCCUUCUCCAGACCAUCUCUGGAGACCUCCCGUUCCUCACUUCCCUUAUGAACUCAUUCCUGAUCAUUGGCUGCAUCCCCUCAGACUUCAAAAUGGCCAGAGUCACUCCCCUCCUCAAAAAGCCAACACUCUACUCCUCUGACGUCAAACUGCAGACCGGUAUCCCUCCUUUCUUUUCUUUCCAAAACACUUGAGCGUGCUGUCUCUGACCAACUAUCUCUCUCAGAAUUAUCUUCUUGACCCUAACCAGUCAGGCUUCAAGAUGGGUCACUCAACCGAGACUGCUGUUCUGUGUCACGGCGGCUCUCCACACUGCCAAAGCUGACUCUCUCCUCUGUUCUCAUCCUCCUAGAUCUGUCUGCUGCCUUGGACACCAUGAACCAUCAGAUCCUCUUUCCACCCUCAGGGCUUGGCGUCUCAGGCUCUGCACGCUCUUGGAUUGCAUCUUACCUGGCAGGCCGCUCCUACCAGGUGACAUAGAGAGGAUCUGUGUCUGUACCACUCUCACUACUGGUGUCCCCCAGGGCUCGCAUCUAGGCCCUCUUCUCUCUAUACACCAAGUCACUUGGCUCCGUCAUAUCCUCACAUGGUCUUUCUUAUCAUUGCUAUGAGGAUGAAACUCAAGUACUUUUCUCCUUCACCCCUUCUGAUACCCAGGUGAUAAUUUUAGCAUUUUACCUGCCUACUUACCGUAGAUCGCAAGCCAAUAAUAAGUCAAUAGGGCUACCUGGCUAGCUACUAGUACUGUUAGCUAGCCAGAUAGCCACGAAGAAUUGACAUAAUAUGCAUUUUAGGUCAUUUUUUUCCUAUUAAACUAUCUGGUUAGCUACAUUAUUAUGAUUCACAUAUACAGUGCCUUCGGAAAGUAUUCAGACCCCUUCACUUUUUCCACAUUUGGUUACAUUACAGCCUUAUUUUAAAAUGUAUUAAAUAACAAAUAUCCUCAGCAAUCUACACACAAUACCCCAUAAUGACAAAGUGAAAACAGGUGUUUAGAAAUGUUUGCAAAUGUAUUCUAUUUUUUUUACAAAUACCUUAUUUACAUAAGUAUUCAGACCCUUUGGUAUGAGACUCGAAAUUGAGCUCAGGUGCAUCCUGUCAUCCUUGAUAUGUUUCAACAACUUGAUUGGAGUUCACCUGUGGUAAAAUUAAAUUGAUUGGACAUGAUUUGGAAAGGCACACACCUGUCUAUAUAAGGUCCCACAGUUGACAGUGCAUGUCAGAGCAAAAACCUAGCCAUGAGGCCGAAGGAAUUGUAGAGCUCCGAGACAGGAUCUGUGUCGAGGCACAGAUCUGGGGAAGGGUACCAAAACAUUUCUGCAGCAUUGAAGGUCCCCAAGAACACAUUGGCCUCCAUCAUUCUUAAAUGGAAGAAGUUUGGAACCACCAAGACUCUUCUUAGAGUUGGCCGCCCGGCCAAACUGAGCAAUCGGGGGGGAAGGGUUUUGGUCAGGGAGGUGACCAAGAACCCGAUGGUCACUCUGACAGAGCUCUAGAGUUCCUCUGUGGAGAUGGUUGUCCUUCUGGAAGGUUCUCCCAUCUCUGCAGCACUCCACCAAUCAGGCCUUUAUGGUAGAGUGGCCAGACGGAAGCCACUCCUCCGUAAAAGGCACAUGACAGCCCACUUGGAGUUUGCCAAAAGGCACCUAAAGAUUCUCAGACCAUGAGAAAAACAAGAUUCUCUGGUCUGAUGAAACCAAGAUUGAACUCUUUGGCCUGAAUGCCAACCGUCACAUCUGGAGGAAACCUGGCACCAUCCCUAUGGUGAAGCAUGGUGGUGGUAGCAUCAUGCUGUGGGGAUGUUUUUCAGCGGGACUGGGACUGGGAAACUAGUUAGGAUCGAGGCAAAGAUGAAUGGCGCAAAGUACAGAGAGAUCCUUGACGAAAACCUGCUCCAGAGCUCUCAGGACCUCAGACUGGGGCGAAGGUUCACCUUCCAACAGGACAAUGACCCUAAGCACGUAGCCAAGACAACGCAGGAGUGGCUUCGGGACAGGUCUCUGAAUGUCAUUGAGUGACCCAGCCAGAGCCCGGACUUAAACCUGAUCAAACAUCUCUGAAGAGACCUGAAAAUGGCUGUGCAGCAACGCUCCCCAUCCAACCUGACAGAGCUUGAGAGGAUCUGCAGAGAAAAAUGGGAGAAACUCUCCAAAUACAGGUGUGCCAAGCUUGUAGCGUCAUACCCAAGAAGACUUGAUGCUGUAAUCGCUGCCAAAGGUGCUUCAACAAAGUACUGAGUAAAGGGUCUGAAUACUUAUGUAAAUGUAGAUAUUUCAGUUAUUUUAUUUUUAAUAAAUUAGCAAAAAUUUCUGAACCUGUUUUUGCUUUGUCAUUAUGGGGUAUUGUGUGUAGAUUGAUGGGGGGGAAAAACAAUUUAAUCAAUUUUAGAAUAAGGCUGUAACCUAACAAAAUGUGGAAAAAGUCAAGGGGUCUGAAUACUUUCCCGAAGGCACUGUAGCUGACAGUUAUGAAGUAAAACGGUUGCUUUGUGUAUGUCUUGUUUAAUUUCUACUGCCAUUGUUGGCCUGGCUGGAAGACGGUUCAGUGAAUGGGUACAUCAAUAGGGCUAACUGGCUAGCUAGCCAUGAAGAAUUGGUAGCUACCCACAAAAUGUACAUCUACCUUGUAUGACAUUAGUUUUAGGUCAUUUUUGCCUGUUUAUCUAGCUGGCUAGCUAGAUUAUUACGAUUCACAUAUCUAGCUGAUAGUUAUGAAGUAAAACGUUUGCUUUGUGUAUACAGUGGGGGAAAAAAGUAUUUAGUCAGCCACCAAUUGUGCAAGUUCUCCCACUUAAAAAGAUGAGAGAGGCCUGUAAUUUUCAUCAUAGGUACACGUCAACUAUGACAGACAAAAUGAGAAGAAAAAAAUCCAGAAAAUCACAUUGUAGGAUUUUUAAUGAAUUUAUUUGCAAAUUAUGGUGGAAAAUAAGUAUUUGGUCAAUAACAAAAGUUUCUCAAUACUUUGUUAUAUACCCUUUGUUGGCAAUGACACAGGUCAAACGUUUUCUGUAAGUCUUCACAAGGUUUUCACACACUGUUGCUGGUAUUUUGGCCCAUUCCUCCAUGCAGAUCUCCUCUAGAGCAGUGAUGUUUUGGGGCUGUCGCUGGGCUACACAGACUUUCAACUCCCUCCAAAGAUUUUCUAUGGGGUUGAGAUCUGGAGACUGGCUAGGCCACUCCAGGACCUUGAAAUGCUUCUUACGAAGCCACUCCUUCGUUGCCCGGGCGGUGGGUUUGGGAUCAUUGUCAUGCUGAAAGAUCCAGCCACAUUUUAUCUUCAAUGCCCUUGCUGAUGGAAGGAGGUUUUCACUCAAAAUCUCACGAUACAUGGCCCCAUUCAUUCUUUCCUUUACACGGAUCAGUCGUCCUGGUCCCUUUGCAGAAAAACAGCCCCAAAGCAUGAUGUUUCCACCCCCAUGCUUCACAGUAGGUAUGGUGUUCUUUGGAUGCAACUCAGCAUUCUUUGUCCUCCAAACACGAUGAGUUGAGUUUUUACCAAAAAGUUAUAUUUUGGUUUCAUCUGACCAUAUGACAUUCUCCCAAUCCUCUUCUGGAUCAUCCAAAUGCACUCUAGCAAACUUCAGACGGGCCUGGACAUGUACUGGCUUAAGCAGGGGGACACGUCUGGCACUGCAGGAUUUGAGUCCCUGGCGGCGUAGUGUGUUACUGAUGGUAGGCUUUGUUACUUUGGUCCCAGCUCUCUGCAGGUCAUUCACUAGGUCCCCCCUGUGUGGUUCUGGGAUUUUUGCUCACCGUUCUUGUGAUCAUUUUGACCCCACGGAGUGAGAUCUUGCGUGGAGCCCCAGAUCGAGGGAGAUUAUCAGUGGUCUUGUAUGUAUUCCAUUUCCUAAUAAUUGCUCCCACAGUUGAUUUCUUCAAACCAAGCUGCUUACCUAUUGCAGAUUCAGUCUUCCCAGCCUGGUGCAGGUCUACAAUUUUGUUUCUGGUGUCCUUUGACAGCUCUUUGGUCUUGGCCAUAGUGGAGUUUGGAGUGUGACUGUUUGAGGUUGUGGACAGGUAUCUUUUAUACUGAUAACAAGUUCAAACAGGUGCCAUUAAUACAGGUAACGAGUGGAGGACAGAGGAGCCUCUUAAAGAAGAAGAUACAGGUCUGUGAGAGCCAGAAAUAUUGCUUGUUUGUAGGUGACCAAAUACUUAUUUUUUCUCAAUUUGUCUGUCAUAGUUGACGUGUACCUAUGAUGAAAAUUACAGGCCUCUCUCAUCUUUUUAAGUGGAAGAACUUGCACAAUUGGUGGCUGACUAAAUACUUUUUUCCCCCACUGUAUCUUGGAAGAAGGUUCAGUGAAUGGGGAGGUGAGUGAGGUAAUACAGUAGGGGGAGUGAGAGUGCUUGUCAAAUGUAUUGUUUUAUGCAUUCUCCACACUCUCUUCCUCACAAGAACAUACUCGAGAACGUGGUCAGAGAAUGCACUCGGCGCAUGAGCGUGUGGAGCACAGUAGUAUGCAUAUUAAGGAAAAACACCCUGUAUUUUAUCUGCAAACAUCAAAGCAGUGACUCGUUCAUUCUCUACAACAUCCUUAGAGUACGACCCUACCUCACACAGGAAGCAGCACAGGUCCUAGUCCAUCUCCCGUCUGGACUACUGCAACUCGCUGUUGGCUGGGCUCCCCGCUUGUGCCAUCAAACCCCUUCAAUUUAUCCAGAAUGCUGCAACCUGCCUGGUGUUCAACCUUCCCAUGUUCUUCCAUGCCACCCCGCUCCUCCCCACACUCUAUUGGCUUCUGGUGGAAACUUGCAUCCACUACAAGACCAUGGUACUUGUUUACGGAGCAGCAAGAGGAACUGCUCCUCCUUACCUUCAGGCUAUGCUCAAACCCUUCACCCCAACCCGAGCACUCCAUUCUGCCACCUCUGGUCUCUUGGCCUUCCCACCCCUACGGGAGGGCAGCUCCCGCUCAGCCCAUUCCAAGCUCUUCUCUGUCCUGGCACCCCAAUGGUGGAACCAGCUUCCCCCUGAAGCUAGGAUAGCGGAGUGCCUGCCAAUCUUCUGAAAACAUCUGAAACCCUACCUCUUCAAAGACGAAACUUUUGUGAACUAACACUCUCACUUUACUUCCCACCCCCCCUACUAGCGCUGACUUUGCUGAUAGCUACUUUGAGGAAACAUUUACUUACUAUGACUGUGAUAUGUGGUUGUCACAACUAGCUAUCUUUAAGAUGAAUGGACUAACUGUAUGUCGCUCUGGAUAAGAGCGUCUGCUAAAUGACUAAAAUGUAAAUAUAAAUUCUUACUCUGAGGUACUCUAACUGCUAUGUCUACAUCUUGAUUUUUGCUUCUCAGGUGGCCAAGUGUGACGCGUGUGAGCGCCAGGGGAAGCUGAUUGAGACCCUGCCGAUGCUGGGCGAGGUGAAGCACUUUUGCAACCUCCAGUGUCUGCUCGACUUCUGCAGCCUGCAGACCCAGAACCAGGGCAAGCCCCAGGGCCAAAAGGGUAGGACUUAUAUAAUAUGUUAUAGCACAUUGUAAUGUUUCAUCAUAGGGUGUAAUGUUUCAUCAUGUCACUGUGUUUUGGAUUAUUUCUUUAUAUUUAACAUGUCAUUGUGUUGCCUGCCACAGCUCAUGUUUUGGAAAGAGAGGUACACAUAAUGUCAUACAGACUUGGAGUCGUCGUCGUCGUCCCCCCCCCUUAAACCUUUUGCUGGUAAAAAUAGGAAUUACUUGAGAUUGAGUCAAAAUGGGGGGGUGGGGGGGUUGCGGUGCGCAACUCAAUAUUAGGAAGGUGUUUCUAAUGUUUGGUAUACUCAGUGCCUAUAGAAAGUCUACACCUCCUUGAACUUUCUUCACAUUUUGUUGCGUUACCAAGUGGGAUUAAAAUAGAUAUAAUUGUAAUUUUUUGACAUUGAUCUACACAAAAUACUCCAUAAUGUCAAAGUGAAAAGAAAAUUCUACACAUUUUGACAAAUUAAUACAAAUGUAAUAACUGAAAUAUAGUCGUUGCAUAAGUAUUCACCCCCUUUGUUUAUGCAAGUGUAAAUUAGUCCAGAAGUAAAAAUGUUGCUUACAAAUCACAAGUUAUAUGGACUCACUCUGUGUGAAAUAAUAGGUGUUGAUAUAAUUUUUUUAUGUGACUACCCCUUCCUCUGUCCCCAUACAUACAACAUCUGUAAGGUCCCUCAGUGAAGUAUUGAAAUUCAAGCACAGAUUAAACUACAAAGACCAGGGAGCUUUUUGAAAGCCUCAUAAAGAAGGGCAGGGAUCGGUAACAAUAACAAAUCAUACAUUGAAUAUAUCUUUAAGCAUGGUCAAGUUAAUAAUUAUGCUGUGGAUGGUGUAUUAAACCACCUAGACACAUUAAAAAUGCAGUCGUCCUUCUGAACAUAGACACAUGCAUACAAACACACAAUAACAUACGCACUAUACACACAUGUACACAUGGAUUUUGUGUUAUAGAUAUGUGGUAGUAGAGUAGAGGCCUGAGGGCACACACUUAAUAUGUUGUGAAAUCUGUUAUGAAUGUAUUGUAAUGUUUUUAAAAUUUAUAACUGCCUUAAUUUUGCUGGACCCCAGGAAGAGUAUGGGGAUCCAUAAUAAAAACAAAUUGAGCUUCGGGACAGGAAUGAAACUCCUUAGGGAUUUCACCGUGAUUUCACCAUUGGUGAUUUUAAAGCAGCUACAGUGUUCAAUGGCUGUGGGGAGAAAACUGAGGAUGGAUCAACAACAUUGUAGUGACUCCACAAUAAUGACCUAAAUUAAAGUGAAAAAAAUAAUACAGAUAAAAAAUAUUCCAAAACAUGCAUAUGUAUGCAACAAGGUACUGAUGUAAUACUGUAAAAAAAAAAAAACACUGCAAAGGAAUACACUUUUUGGCCUAAAUGCAAAGCCUUAUGUUUGGGGAAAAUCCACAACACAUCACUGAGUAACUGCUUUUUUUUUUUGUCAAGCAUGGUGGUGGCUGCAUCAUGUUAUGGGUAUGCUUGACAGGAUGAGAAGAAACAGGAUGGAGCGAAGCACAGACAAAAUCCUUGAGAACUUGCUACAGUCUGCUUUACACCAGACACUGGGAGAGGAAUUCAGCUUUCAGCAGAACAACAACCUACAACACAAAGCCAAAUCUAUACUGGAGUUUCUUUCCAAGAAGACAGGGAAUGUUCCUGAGUGGCCAAGUUACAGUUUUGACUUAAAUCUGCUUGAAAAUGUAUGGCAAGACUUGACAGUUGCCGUAUAGCCAUGAUCCCCAACACCUUGAGCUUGAAGAAUUCUGAAAAUAAUAAUGGUCAAAUAUAGGCGAUAUGCACAGUCGAGCAUGACGUAUUUCCGGUUAAAUCUCAGGAUGGAUGUAAACUUCCGGUUAUCGUAGAAUGAUGUGCUACCGUAUGCUAGCAUUGAAUGCUUGUCGUCGAAAACAUCAGAAAAGGUUAAUUUUCGUCGUUGUUGUUGUUUAUCUUAAUGUUUAUGUUAAUGUUUUUACUUGUAAUACUUCGUCUUGACUUAUAACACGAUGACGUGUAAACGUACGAAAGUGUCCUUUCAAAAACGGGAUGACAGCUCUUCCAGCCAUCACUGCUGUGUGCCGCAAUGUACAGUGUCUGGCAGAUGCAAUUCUUCUGUUAGUUUUUUUUACUUUUCCCAAAGACAGUGAAUUACAUAAACGGUGGGUGAUUAACAUUCGACGAGUCAACUUUCUUACAACAGACACACGAGUCUGCAGCCGACACUUUCUAAGUGAAGAUGUGAUGGAGCCUCCGACUCCAGCUGGGCGCAGACGUCUGAAGAAGGGAGCUGUUCCAGUGCUGUUUCAAUGGAACCAUUGUUCGUGGUUUAUGCCACUUCUGCUCUGUUUCAGUGCACGAAAGUACAGGAGGGACGACGGACAUGCCACGUUCAGAGUAAUGGGCAGUCUGGUAUAGUAAUGCAACCAAAUGAUUGCAUAUGCCACACAGGAACAGUAGCUUUUAACAAGCACAACUGGCUGUGAAUCACGCAAUGUCAUCUGAAAUACACAGAAGCAUAAUUUUAAUGGGUUUUGAAAGACGAGGGUCUACAGCAGCAGGAGUAGGAGCAAAACUUGUUCUUUCUACUUUUUACUGGUGUAAGCAACUUAUCUACUGUCUUGUCACUUUUGUGCUUUCUGCAUCACUUUCCUACUGUCUUGCACCACUUGGCUAUACUGUCUCCCACCACUUACCUAUUGUCCAUUUGCCAUUUACCUACCUUCAAACAGUAUUGGCAGAGCAGUAGGUGAGUGGUGCAACAUUGUAGCCUAGUACCAAUUUGAAGAAUAGCUGAGUGGAAUAUGUUACUGUCAUUGCAGUCAUCAAGUCAGGAAAAAGUAGUAAUCUCAUUAUUGUUUACAUUUCAAACCAAACUCCAAUUUGUUUACAACAGACCCAACAACAAAGCAUGGCAAUUCCCACUCAGCUACCCUGGUCUGUAUUAGGCUACCACUGUUCAGCUAUCGUGAAAACCACUAAAGUUCUAAAGUGUUCUCUUAGCAAUGGCAAUCAAAGCUGUGGUAACAUUAAACGAGUAAAACGUGUUGAACGGAACCUUGAACAAGUUCAACAGAACUUUGAACGUGUCACUUAAUCUAGUCCUACUCUCAGCUGGUGUGGUGGCUUUAGUUUCUUCAUUGAGCGGUAGCAGUGGGCUCUCACAGAGAUCUCAUUUGUAGCCCUGUUUUUACCUGAUACUUUCGUAAGUCGCUCUGGAUAAGAGCGUCUGCUAAAUGACGUAAAUGUAAAUGUAAAAUAAAAGUACAAACACAUGAAGUGAGAGGUAUAUACACAUGGUUAAACUUUAUUUAAAGCAUGAUUAACCUGAAGCAGGACGGAGUCAUGACUUAAAACACCAAAGCAAGGCUUCUAGCUCAGGCUAGCUAGCGUUAGCAUAUUACCUUCAAAGUUGCAAAGAAAAGAAGAAACGUAACAUUUGAAGCCUUUAUCCAGUUUGCUACGGGGUGUCGUACUGGAUGUCCGGACGACCCUCCGUAUAUCAUUAACAGAUACUUUAGGCAACUCCAGCAAACACCUUGUAAACUUCAUCUCUGCCAUCAUAACGGUCUACUGUCACUGUCUGGUUUUUUCCGGUAACCGGAAAUGCCCAAGCAUCCUUACGCCAAUGCGGAAGUGAUGCGUGCAUAGAGCCUAUUGCACAAUACAGGAGUGCAAAGCGCUGAGGCUUACCCAAGAAGAGUCACAGCUGUAAUCGCUCCUAAAGUUGUCUUCUAACACGUAUUGACUCAGGGAGGUGAAUACUUAUCUAAUCAAGGUAUAUCAGUGUUUUAUUUUUAAUAAUCUUUAUAAAAUGUUAUAAUAUUUCUUCCACUUUGACAUUUAGAGUAUUUUGUGUAGAUCGUUGACAAAAAAUGUACAAAUCCAUUUUAAUCCCACUUUGUAACACAAUAAAAUGGGAAGAAAUCCAAGGGGGGUGUAGACUUUCUAUAGCCACUGUGUAACGAUUGCAACAUUUCUCACUAUCAUUCUCUCUCAUUCUUUGUCUCUUCCACUCAUCCUUCCAGUGGCCAUCUCAAUCGCUCCAUCCCCAUCCAAUACUACCACUGCUACGAGCAUGUCUGAUCCAGUCAUCGCCAAUGUAGUCUCACUAGCCAGCUCCCCCAUUGGCCAGCCCAACUACACCACUACUGCACUGCAAGGUAUGCGCACACAGACUCGGUUACCAGUUAAAUACUAUUUGCUGUAUACACACUGGUAUACAGACAAGGUGUUGUACACUAUUAAGUGUAACCGGAGAGUUUUCAACCAGAGAGUGUUGAUUCAUUAGUAAAUGUCUUUGAAUAGGGUUAAAUUGUUGUUGCUAAUAGCGUAGCCUGUUGACACCCAUUAAGGUGCAGGUUAAUUACAGAUGAUUUUAGAUUGAUAAAUGAUCUCAUUAGCAGGCCUGACUGACUGGCUGUGGUGUUUUUAUACUGACUCAUGUUCUGUUGCGUCAUCACAGGGACUGUUCAAAGCAGACAUGUGAAGUAUGUUGGAAAUGUAAGUUGUGCAUAUGUUCUUUUUGUGUCAAGAACUGCAACACUGCUGGGUUUUUCACGCUCAACAGUUUCCUGUAUGUAUCAAGAAUGGUCCACCACCCAAAGGACAUCCAGCAAACUUGGCACAACCUUCAGAAGCUUUGGAGUCACUAUAGGCCAGUUUCCCUGUGGAAUGCUUUCGACCCGAGUCCAUUCCCCGACAAAUUGAGGCUGUCCUGAGGGCAAGGGUGGGGGGGGGGAUGUGCAACUCAAUAUUAGAAAGGUGUUCCUAAUUAAAAAAGCCUUUGAUAUUUUUCCGCUAAUUGGUCUUUUGACCAAUCAGAUCAGAUAUUUUGCAAAUAAUUGGGCAAAAGAUCAGUAUUUGUCUCACUGUGUAAACGCAGCCUAAGUCCUGUAUUUAUGUCAAUGGGAAACUAAGUGAAAUUCAAGUGGAAUUAGGUUUGGCCAAUGGUUACUAACAGUCUGUCUUCAUUGUGUGGCAGGCCAGCACACAGACACAGGCUCCUCGGGCCCCUCCACCCAAGGCUCAGAAGAACAAGGCCCUGCUCUGUAAACCCAUGGUCCAGAACAAGGGCAUCAUGUGUAAACCCAACUUCACCACCACAGGGUGCCAGACAGGUACAACACCAUACACACACAGCCUAUAUACCAUACGCACUACUUGUAUUUAUGUGCACACAAGAAAAUACAAAACAAUAUGAAGGUUUAAAAGGUAAACAAACUAUGAUAGGCCAUUGAAUACAUACACUAUACAUACAAAAGUAAGUGGACACCCCUUCAAAUUAGUGGAAUCAGCUAUUUCAGCCACACAUAUCCAUGCAAUCUCCAUAGAGAAACAUUGGCAGUAGAAUUAGGUCCCCUGUAGCUCAGUUGGUAGAGCAUGGCGCUUGCAACGCCAGGGUUGUGGGUUCGUUUCCCACGGGGGACCAGUAUGAAAAUGUAUGUACUCACUAACUGUAAGUCGCUCUGGAUAAGAGCGUCUGCUAAAUGACUAAAAUGUAAAUGUACAUCAUACAGUACAUUUCACAAAAUAAUAGAAUGGCCUUACUGAAGAGCUCAGUGACAUUCAACGUGGCACCGUCAUAGGAUGCCACCUUCCCAACAAGGCAGUUCAUCACAUUUCUGCCAUGCUAGAGCUGUCCCGGUCAACUGUAAGUGCUGUUAAUGUCUAGUGGAAAUAUCUAAGUGCAGCAACGGCUCAGCCGCGAAGUGGUAGGCCACAAGCUCACAGAACGGGACCGCCGAGUGCUGAAGCGCGUAGAAAUUGUCUGUCCUCACUUGCAACACUCACUACCGAGUUCCAAACUGCCUCUGGAAGCAACGUCAGCACAAUAACUGUUAGUCGGGAGCUUCAUGAAAUGGGUUUCCAUGGCCGAGCAGUCGCACACAAGCCGAAGAUCACCAUGCGCAAUGCCAAGCGUCGGCUGGAGUGGUAUAAAGCUUGCCGCCAUUGGACUCUGGAGCAUUGGAAAUGCGUUCUCUGGAGUGAUGAAUCACGCUUCACCAUCUGGCAUUCCGGGUACGAAUCUGGGUGUAGCGGAUGCCAGGAGAAUGCUACCUGCCUGAAUGCAUAUUGCCAACUGUAAAGUAUGGUGGAAGAGGAAUAAUGGUUUGGGGCUGCUUUUCAUGGUUCUAGUGAAGGGAAAUCUUAACACUACAGCAUGCAAUGACAUUCUAGACGAUUCUGUGCUUCCAACUUUGUGGCAACAGUUUGGGGAAGGCCCUUUCCUGUUUCAGCAUGACAAUGCCCCCGUGCACAAAGCGAGGUCCAUACAGAAAUGGUUUGUUGAGAUCGGUGUGGAAGAACUUGACUGGCCUGCUCUGACCUCAACCACAUUGAACACCUUUUGGGAUUAAUUGGAACGCCGACUGCGAGCCAGGCCUAAUCGCCCAACAUCAGUGCCCGACCUCACUAAUGCUCUUGUGGCUGAAUGGAAGCAAGUCCCCGCAGCAAUGUUCCAACAUCUUGUUGAAAGCCUUCUCAGAAGAGUGGAGGCUGUUAUAGCAGCUAAAGGGAGACCAACUCCAUGUUAAUGCCCAUGAUUUUGGAAUGAGAUGUUCGACGAGCGGGUGUCCACAUAAUUUUGGUAAUGUAGUGUACAUAUUCAAAGGCUCACACAUACAUCUACAUUUUGUAUUUCUAUUUAACUUGACAUUGUUGGUCCACAGAUGAUAAUUUCCCCAAGGUAAUCAUAGUGCCUGUCCCAGUACCAGUGUAUGUCCCAGUCCCCAUGAACCUGUACACCCAGUACACCCCCCAGCCUGUUGGACUCCCCAUACCGGUAUGUUAACACCCAACACUACCUAGCCUUCACCUCAGUCAGUCACAUAGUCACACAGAUUUCUCCUCAAAUUCUCUCAAACAAGAGCUGUGUGCUCUGGACUAAUUUUAAAACCAACUAGCAUUGAAUAGUAGUUUGAGGUUAGCUGAUACAUACUCUUGCAGAACAGAAGAGCAACAUGAACAAAACAUUGCAGCCCUCUCUCAGCCUCCACAUCUAACCUUUUAUCUGUCCCGUUUCCAGCUGCCCGUGCCCAUGUUCCUGCCGGUGACCCUGGACAACGCUGAGCGCAUCAUGGAGACCAUCCAGGACAUCAAGGAGAAGAUCCCCUCUGACCCGUUCGAAGCAGACCUCAUCCUCAUGGCCGAGAUGGUAGCUGAGGAGGGGAGGGAGAAGUCCCCACAGCGACCCCCUGAAAGGCCAGCCCCAGCAGUACAAGACGGUAACCAGGGGAGGGAGUCAGGGAGUGGGAUUGGGAUGAGACCUGGGUCAUGUUCAUUAUGCACCAAAUGGAAGAAAACAGACUGCAACAUGAAGAGAUUACCUGGACUUGCAAAACAUUUUCUGUUGCGGGGCUUAAUGAACAUGAGCCAGUUCGGUAAUCAGAGUUAAACAGUAGGCACUGGCUUUGAACCUGUGAGACCCUCUCUAUGGCUUCAUAGGCCAAGCUACAGCUGUGAAAGCGUGAUAUAACUGGGGUUUCUUGGCGCUUCCACCAAGUCGCUCUUUUAAAAGCAAUUCACAGCUGAAUGAGACUCUAAAAUGCUAUUGGUCAUUUGAAUUCCGCGUUAUAUUUCAGGUAAUGUAUUGGUUCAUUGAGCUUAUUUUCCCCCUUUUCAGAUAUGAGAAGUUUGCCUCGCCUCACUACUAUAGAUUCCUCUUUUUUAACCCUUAUUGUAGGUAAGUUGACUGAGGAUAUAUUCUCCUUUGCAGCAACCACCUGGGGAAUAGUUGCAGGGGUGAGGGGAUGAAUGAGCCAAUUGGACAGCUAGGGGUGAUGUGGUGACCAUGGUGGUAUGUGGGCCAGGCUGGGACUUUUAGGACUUUGUCUAUCCUAAGUUGAAUGCACCAAUUUGUAAGUCGCUCUGGAUAAGAGCGUCUGCUAAAUGACUUAAAUGAAAAUGUAAAUGUCUAGAACAAAAAAGAACAACCAAACUCUGAGGGAUGUGGGAGAUGAUAGAUAACACUUUAUUUUACAGCCCAGUUUAAGAUGGUACUUACCUGGUGUUUACAGUGCCUUCAGAAAGUAUUCACACCUUGGAUUUUUCCACAUUUUGUUGUAACCAGAAUUGAAUAAAAAAAUAGACUUGAUAUGUUUUUGUCACUGGCCUACACACAAUAACCCAUAAUGUCAAAGUGGAAUUACAGUGCAUUCGGUAAGUAUUCAGACCCCUUCACUUUUUCCACAUUUUGUUACAGCCUUAUUCUAAAAUUGAUUAAAUUGUUUACCCCCUCAUCAAUCUACACACAAUACCCCAUAAUGACAAAGCAAAAACAGGUUUUUAUAAAUUUUUGCAAAUGUAUAAUUUUUUUUUACAUAAGUAUUCAGAACCUUUACUCAGUACUUUGUUGAAGCACCUUUGGCAGCGAUUACAGCCUCAAGUCUUCUUGGGUAUGAUGCUACAAGCUUGGCACACCUGUAUUUGGGGAGUUUCUCCCAUUUUUCUCUGCAGAUCCUCUCAAGCUCUGUCAGGUUGGAUGGGGAGCGUUGCUGCACAGCUAUUUUCAGGUCUCUCCAGAGAUGUUCGAUCGGGUUCAAGUCCGGUCUCUGGCUGGACAUUCAGAGACUUUUCCCGAAGCCACUCCUGCGUUGUCUUGGCUGUGUGCUUAGGGUCAUUGUCCUGUUGGAAGGUGAACCUUCGCCCCACUCUGAGGUCCUGAGCGCUCUGGAGCAGGUUUUCAUCAAGGAUCUCUCUGUACUUUUCUCCGUUCAUCUUUCCCUCGAUCCUGACUAGUCUCCCAGUCCUUGCCGCUGAAAAACAUCCCCACAGCAUGAUGAUGAUGCUGCCACCACCAUGCGUCAUUGUAGGGAUGGUGCCAGGUUAUGAUGGUGCCAGGUUUCCUCCAGAUGUGACGCUUGGCAUUCAGGCCAAAGAGUUCAAUCUUGGUUUCAUCAGACCAGAGAAUCUAGCUUCUCAUGGUCUGAGAGUCCUUUAGGUGCCUUGUGGCAAACUCCAAGCGGACUGUCAUGUGCCUUUUACAGAGGAGUGGCUUCCGUCUGGCCACUCUAACAUAAAGGCCUGAUUGGUGGAGUGCUGCAGAGAUGGUUGUCCCCCCUGACCAAGGCCCUUCUCCCCCUAUUGCUCAGUUUGGCCUGUCGGCCAGCUCUAGGAAGAGUCUUGGUGGUUCCAAACUUCUUCCAUUUAAGUAUGAUGGAGGCCACUGUGUUCUUGGGGACCUUCAAUGCUGCAGACAUUUUUUGGUACCCUUUCCCUAUAUCUGUGCCUCGACACAAUCCUGUCUCGGAGCUCUACGGACAAUUCCUUCGACCUCAUGACUUGGUUUUUGCUCUGACAUGCACUGUCAACUGUGGGAACUUAUAUAGACAGGUGUGUGCCUUUCCAAAUAAUGUCCAAUCAAUUGAAUUGACCACAGGUGAACUCCAAUCAAGUUGUAGAAACAUCUCAAAGAUGAUCAAUGGAAACAGGAUGUACCUGAGCUCAAUUUCGAGUCUCAUAACAAAGGGUCUGACCACUUAUGUAAGUAAGGUAUCGUAUUAUUUUUUGUAUUACAUUUGCAAAAAUGUCUGAACCUGUUUUUGCUUUGUCGUUAUGGGGUAUUGUGUGUAGAUUGAUUAAGGAACAUUUCAUUUCAUCCAUUUUAGGUUAAGGCUGUAACGUAAUUUUUUUUGGGAAAAGUGAAGGUCAGAAUACUUUCUGAAUGCACUUUUUCAUUUUUUUGGGGACAAAUUAAUGAAAAGCUGAAAUGUCUUGAGUCAAUAUGUAUUCAACCACUUUGUUAUGGUAAGCCUAAAUAAGUUCAGGAGUAAAUAUUUGCUUAACAAGUCACAUAAUAAGUUGCAAGGACUGUGUGAAAUAAGUGUUUAACAUGAUUUCUGAAUGACUACCUCAUCUGUGUACCCCACACAUAAAAUUAUCUGUAAGGUCCCUCAGUCGAGCAGUGAAUUUCAAACACAGAUUCAACCAUCCCUUUGAGCAUGGUGAAGUUAUUAAUUACACUUUGGAUGGUGUAUCAAUAAACCCAGUCACUACAAAGAUACAGCCGUCCUUCCUAACUCCGUUGCUGGAGAGGAAGGAAACCACUCAGGGAUUUCACCAUGAGGCCAAUGGUGACUUUAAAACAGUUACAGAGUUUAAUGGCUGUGAUAGGAGGAACCUGAUGGAUCAACAACAUUGUAGUUACUUCUCAAUACUAACCUAAUUGACAGAGUGAAAAGAAAGAAGCCUGUACAAAUAUUCCAAAACCAGCAUGCGGUUUGCAACAAGGCACUAAAGUAAUACUGCAAAAGAUGUGGCAAAAGCAAUUCACUUUUUGUCCUGAAUACAAAGUGUUACGUUUGGGGCAAAUCCAAUACAACACAUUACUGAGUACCCCUCUGCAUAUUUUUAAGCAUAGUGGUGGCUGCAUCAUGUUAGGGAUAUGCUUGUAAUCAUUAAGGACUGGGUGGUUUUUAAAGAUAAAAAAAAUUAACGGGAUGAAGCUAAGCACAGGCAAAAUCCUAGCGGAAAACCAUGUCUGCUUUCCACCAGACACUGUGAGAUGAAUUUGUAAACAAUAACAAUAACGUAAAACACAAGGCCACAUCUACACUGGAGUUGCUUACCAGUUUUGACUUAUAGUAAAUCUUCUUGAAAAUCUACGGCAAGAACUGAACAUGGUUAUCUAGCAAUGAUCAACAACCAAUUUGACUGAGUUUGAAGAAUUUAGAAAAUAACAAAUGGGCAAAUGUUGCACAAUCCAGGUUUGGAAAGCUCUUAGAGAAUUACCCAGAAAGACUCACAGCUGUAAUCGCUGCCAAAGGUGAUUCUAACGUGUUGACUCAAAGGGUUGAAUACUUACAGUAUCUAAUCAAGAUAUAUUAGUAUUUUUUUUAUUUUAUUUUUUACAAAUGUUAAUGCCUUCCACUAGUAUUUUGUAUAGAUCGUAAAAAAAACUAAAAUAAACGAUUAAAUCAAUUUUAAUCCCACUUUGUAACAACAGAAUGUGGAAAAAGUCAAGGGGUGUGAAUACUUUCUGAAGGCACUGUACAUAGUAUUAACAAAGAAACUUAUGUAGUAACAAUAGUUUCUGGUACUUACCUCAAAUAAUUCAACACUAGUAACUACAUGGUGAUGUCAAAGAAACUAUGUAAUUAAUAAUACAAUUUUAACAAGUAGUUCCUACUUAACUGUCAAGUAAAUAACGGGCUGUAAAAUAGAGGGGUUACCGAUUUAAAAAAAUAUUUUGAGAGCUGUCCCAUAACUUGAAUGCUUUUGUGUUUUCUCUUCGGGGACCAGACCAGGGCAGCACCUACAGUGGAGACCUGGACACAGAAGAACUGAGCAACUUCCUCACCACUUGGGAUGACGUGCCACCCCCCACCCCUGGCGUCUCCUCGCGCCAAAGUCGACCCUAUGCCCACGAGACACUCCGACCCAUCAUGGACAUCCAGUCUCCCACCACCCCCCCACCCCCCAUCAUGGAUAUAGAGGCUGACUUCCCUGUCCGUGAGUGAUGCUCGACUUUUACACCUCCCCGGAGUUAUCAGGGAUUCCUGAUUUGAGCAUUGUUUACAUGGACCCAGUCUGAGACCUUUUUUCUGAAGUUUCCCAGUAUGACUUGUAGAGUACUUAUACCUUGGUUGAAAACUGUCAAUCUUUGAUGAGGGUAAUUAUAUGGUCAAAACAUAUUUACUUUAUAGUGAAUGGCUUCUAGCUCUAUAUAGUUUCAUCUUUCAACUGUCCUGUUAUGUUUUAACCAUGUAACAAGCAUCAGUAAGUCAAACCCUUCUUUGAUACUACACACUGCAAUUCAGCUGGCCUCAUUCUCAUUGUAGUCUAUGUUGUAGUCAAAUAUCUGUAUCCUUUUGUCAGAAACCCUGGAGCUGAUGGCCCAUUGGAGGGAUCAGGAGAGGGAUAGAAGUCCCAGUCCUCCACCUUCUCCUCCACGACGAAGAGCCAGAAGGAAAGCUCGGGAUGGCUUGCCACAGAAGAAAAAGGUACGAGCCCCAAAAAGUAGUCUAAAUGAGACCCCUUUCAAAGAGCGCCUUCAGCUAUUUAUUUCCGUAUUUCGACUCCCAGCAGUACUUUUUUAAUUUCUUUCAAUUUCCCUCAUUCUUUGUAAUUGUGGGUAACACUUUACUUGACGCUGGGCUUCCAAGUAAAGUGUUACCUAAUUCGGUGGGUGUGUGUGACUACCCCGUUGACCCCACAGAGGCGUAAGUCGAGAGCAGCAGAGACUGGAUCAGUGGUGGCGUCACUGGGUGAGGCACAGAGUGACGUGGUGCCCGGCGAGCCCCCUAAACUGCAGCACGUGUACGGGGUGGACGCCUGGAAGAGAUGGGUCCAGUGGAGCAAGACCCAGCCUGACCUGGAGAAGCCUCGAUUUGGCUGUGAGUCUGCUCACUGAUACACUUGUGCUCACACAGGCAAACAUGACUAUUAUGACUGUCAAUUUGAAUUCAUUUCCUGAAAUCCUGAUAUCACACAUUUUGUUGAAUUUCUUCUUCCUCACUUACUGCAUCCGUAUGAAUUGAACCUACCUCUUAAUUGCCUAUGGGAAUCAUUUAACUCGGUAGACUGAAUAAGUUAACCUUGGCGUUCUGUUCCCCCUGUUACAGCGCGGCCAAUGGAGAUAAAGGAGGAUGUUUUAAAGUGCACUACAGCAGAGCUGGGCUACGGUCUCUGUCGGUUUAUCUGUGAAGUUAAACGACCCAACGGAGAGUCCUACAGCCAGGACAGUCUGUUCUAUCUCUGCCUCGGCAUCCAGCAGGUAGGACACACACACUGACAGACAUUAACACAUUCACACACAGAUACACACACUCACUUCUGAUUAUGUAAUUCUGUUAAAUGUAAUGCAUAAUGGCCCCUCUUUCUGCAGUACUUAUUUCAGAAUGGGCGCAUGGAGAACAUAUUCACUGAUCUCUUCUAUGGCAAGUUCACGCUGGAGAUCACCAAGCUGCUGAAAGGCUUCAAACCUACCAUAACGGCCAGUGGUAAGACAACACAUAUACACACACUCAUAAACCCAGUGGGGAAAGUAAAGUUUAACAAAGAAAUGAUAAUAAGGCCUUUGCUUUGACCUCUCUUAUUCCAUCUCUUAUCUCACUCAUCCUUCAGCUUAACUCACUCUCUCUCUCCCCCUCUCUUGCUUUCCUUUCAUGUAUGGUGGGCUGAUGGCGUUGGGAUUGUGUUAUUAGUGUGCUUAUUGAAAGGUCUUUAAUGUUGGAAUCUCUCUCCCAGGCUACCUGCACUCGCGGGUGGAGGAGGAGUACCUGUGGGACUGUAAACAGCUGGGGGCCUACUCCCCCAUCGUGCUGCUCAACACGCUGCUCUUCUUCUGCACCAAGUUCUUCCAGUUCAAAACAGUGGCCCAGCACCGCCAGCUCUCCUUCGCCCACGUCAUGCGCUGCACCAAGUCCAUCCACGACAACACCAAGUCCAACUUCCUGCGCUUCUACCCGCCCAUCCCCAAGAAGGACCUGGCUACCGAAACAGCAGGUGCUUUGUCUAUUUAGUUUUUUCCUCCUUCACUCUCCUCUCUACCCUUCGCUUUUGUCUUGUUCAUGUAUUUUUUUGUGCUUUCUGAAACUGUGUUUUGCAUAUGUUUCUGCUCCGAUAAAACAUUGCAGGUUUCUACUUUUAUUUUUGUUCUAGUUUUUUUUCUAGUUUUCUUAAUCAGUUUGUUUCGUGCAUUACAACUUACACCCGAGUAGAACUAUUGGAAUACGAAUCUCUGGGUACUCACCGUCCACCCGACCUCCCCGAAAUCCCUGAGACCGCAAAAUAAUGGACUAGCUUCUUCGAGGCACCGAGCUGCUUGGGAGUCCUACCGGAGAGUAGGAAGUGUAGACACCGAUGGAGAGGCAGACGUGGGGGGUCUCAGUGAGAUUAAGACGCUGGGCUACCAGUCCUCCAUUACCAAGCAUACUACUCGCAAAUGUUCAAACAUUAAUGAACAUGACAAACUCAGAGCGAGGAUCUCCUUCCAGAGGGACAUCAGAUCCUGCAACUUAUUUUUCGGAGACUUUGCUUUCCUCCGACAUACAAAUGGAUUAUAUACAUUAUAUACAUAUUUACAGUUUUUCGAGCGGAUAGGAAGCGGCCUCUCUCUGUCAAGAGCAAAGGUGGUGGGCUCUGCUUUAUGACCAACAACCUAUGGUGCAACGGAGGAAAUGUACAGGAACUUGCGAGCUUCUGCUCUCCCCCGACUUGGAAUACCUGGUCAUCAAAUAUCGCCCUUUUUACCUUCCGAGAGAGUUCUCAGGGAUUAUCGCCAUGGCUGUGUACAUCCCGCCCCAAGCCGACACCAAAAAGGCUCUCAAAGAUCUUCAUUGGACCCUGAACAAACUGGUGACCGCUUUCCCGGAGGCAGCGUUCAUUGUUUGCGGAGGACUUUAACAAAAGUAAUUUGAGAACCAUGCUCCCAAAUUAUUACCAACACAUCGACUCUCUAACUCGCAGAAAUUCUACGCUUGACCACUGCUACACGCCUUUGACACGGGUAUAAGGCCCUCUCCCGUCCUCCUUUCGGCAAAUCCAACCAUGACUCCAUCUUGCUUCUCCCCGCCUACAAACAAAUCCUAGAGGGAAGUUCUGGUGGUCAGGUCUAUACAGCGUUGGUCCGACCAAUCAGAAUUCACACGCCAAGACUGUUUUGAUCACGUGGACUGGAAUAUGUUCCAGGUUGCCUCUGGAGAUAACAUCAAUGAAUACGCCGACUCAGUCACCGGAUUAAUAAAAAAAUGCGUAGAUGACGUGAUAGCAAUAGUGUCUUUCAAAACGUUCCCGAAUCAAAAAACGAGGAUUGAUAGCAGCCUUGUAGGAAAACAGAAAGAGAUGCUGCUUAUAAACAGGGCAAGGUGACCGGGGACAAUAGUUUGGUUAAAGUAGAAAUACGACCUACGCAGAUCGAUCAAGAUGGCGAGACACAAGUAUAGGGACAAAGUGGAGGAGGAAUUCAGUGGGUCUGACACAAGGAGUAUGUGGCAGGGGCUCCUAACGAUCAUGAAUUACAAAAGGAAAGCCAGCCACAUCGGUCACCAAAGGCACCCUACCGGAGGAGCUAAUCACCUUUUUCGAGCAUAAUGACCCUGAGCUGCCGGCCCUGAUGACAACAUGGGCUACACACUGUGUCCACUGAGGACGUAUGUAAGUUAUUCAAACGUGUUAACCCUCGCAAGGCUGCCGGCCCAGACGGCAUCCCUAGCCGUGCCCUCAGGUAAACAACCUCUCACUCAACGUCAGCAAAACAAAGGAGCUGAUUGUGGACUUCAGGAGGAACCAGGCUGGACACGCCCCCAUCCUCAACGGGGCCGCCAUCAAAUUCAUAUCUGAGAAGCGGAAAUGGUCUAACCACUGGACACUGUGGUGAAGCAGGCACGACAGCAACUCUUCAACAUCAGGAUGCUGAACAAGAAAUUCGUCCUGUCCCCGAAUGCCCUCGCAGUGUUUUAUAAGAGCACCAUCGAGAGCAUACUGUCGAGCUGCGUCACAGCCUGGUACGGCAACUCCACCGCCGCUGACUGCAAGGCGCUUCAGAGGGUGAUGUGUGCAGCCGAACGCACCAUUGGGUGCACACUACCUGCCCUAUAGGACACCUACAUCACCAACUAUCGCAGGAAGGCCAAGAAGAUCAUCAGGGACCCCAGUCACGCCCUGUUCUCCCCGCUUCAAUCACUCAGACGCAGGCAGUACAGGAGCAUCAUGGGAAAAAAAUUGAAGACUGCCCCCCCCCCCCCCAACGGGCACUUAUCUUACCUGCUGCUCCCCCUAUGGACAUUCAUCACUGUUGCAGUUGUUAAUAUGUAUGGUAUUGAUUUUUAUUCAUGAUCAUUUUUAUUUUCAUUUCACUUGGUCACUUGGUCCCCACGCCCCCUCAAUGGUCAUGGUGCUCCCCCUAUGGUCACCCCCCCCAAACAGUCUUUACUCUGCCUCACCCCAACAGUUAAACUGUAUAGUAAUAUACAUUUUACAUUUUAGUCAUUUAGCAGACGCUCUUAUCCAGAGCGACUUACAGUUAGUGAAUACAUAUUUUUUUAAAUGUAUACUGGCCCCCGUGUGAAUCGAACCCACAACCCUGGCGUUGCAAACGCCAUGCUCUAUCAACUGAGCUACUCCCCUACCCUGGACGACGCUGGGCCAAUUGUGCGCCGCCCAUGAGUCUCCCGGUCGCGGCCGGCUGCGACAGAGCCUGGAUUCGAACCAGGAUCUCUAGUGGCACAGUUAGCACUGCGAUGCAGAGCAUUAGACCACUGCGCCACUCAGGAGAAUAUAUUUCUAUUGUUGUUUUUUUAUUACAAUUUUUCAUUUAAUUUCACUUAGUCCUGCAUGUUGGAGCUCCCGGCCUAAGGUUUUCACUGUACCCUGCCAUCACACCUGCAACCCUGUACAUGACUAUUAAACACUCAAUCUCUGAAUCUGAGUGUUGCCCUCAAGGUUUCUUCCUAAUUAGGGAGUUCUUCCCUUGCCACUGUUGCCUUGACUAACGGGAUUUAUGUGUAGGUUGCUGUUUUUACUAAUGCAUUUGUAAAAAGUAUGACAGAUCAAAUUGGAUUCGUAUGUAAUCAUGGACCUGUGUGUGUAGCAGAUGCAGACGGUGUGGCAGCGAAGAGGAAGCGGGAUGACGAGGAGAAAGAGGAGGUGCUGGAGAUGAUGGAGAACAGUGAGAAUCCCCUCCGCUGUCCUGUCCGAUUGUACGAGUUCUACCUCUCCAAGUGGUGAGUGACACAGGCACACUGUAUCUCCCUAUGCUGCAGGCCAAUCUAACCUAGUAGUGUAACCUCAAAUUGUUCUUGACAUUGCUUUUCAAAACUCUGCUUUUCUGAGAUCUUUCCUCAUAUCACUGAAAAUGAGCCCUCUCUAACACAGAGCUCUCCUCACCCUCUUCUGUCCUCCAGCUCGGACUCUGUGAAGCAGCGCACCAACGUGUUCUUCCUGCUACCGGAGCGCUCAUGCGUCCCCAACAGCCCCAUGUGGUUCUCCUCCCAGGGCCUGGACGACCACACUCUGGACACCAUGCUGACACGCAUCCUCACCGUCAGGGAGAUCCAUCUGGGAGACCCCCAGAGGAACAAGCCCCAGUCCAAGGACCCUGAGUGGACCCCCGACCAACACAGCGACAACUCGGAUUGACCAUGAUGAGGGGUACACACAGUUAAGCUUUUGUUUACACACUCACACUACGUGUUGAUCCGUAAGGACUCCUGGGAUCCACCUCCAGCCGUGUGUGAAGAGGAGUGUGUUCACACAGUUAUAAACUGAGAAUGUGUCAUGUACACACAUUGUGUAGGAGAUGUGUGUACACGCAAUUAUAAACUGAUGCUCAACUGCUCAAUGGAGACACUGUUCAUGCUGUCUGGUCACUACAAGGCAAAUGGAGGAAAAAGUAGGAGAAAUCACUUUAAGAACCUCCAUACUGCCUUUGUCAGCAUUAUUGCGGUCAUAGAGAAAAACAAGUCUGGUUAACAAGCUCUUUAACUUCACCAUAGGAGAGAGACGAUGCUCUCCAGCACUAUUAACAUGGACUCAGAUUGGGAAAAUGGUAAAAAGAUUUGAAGAAGUUGGCAAUCCCAUAUCUGACCAGGCCCUUUCUACUGCUUAUAUUCCCUGUCUUCUCUUUCUGUAUUGGAUCACUACAGAAAUUACGAUGUAUUGAAAAGAAUGCCAGUGAUUACAGAUGUCAGCAAAGUUGUUUUAUGUGAUUUUGUAUGUUAAAGAAAAUAUGAAGACUAUUUCUGGGAUUAGCCUUGUUGUUUUGGGAAUUAGAUAAUAUUGUACUAACACCGAAUGAUAUAAUUUGCUGUCAGUGGUGUUGUCCAUUGCCUACUAAAAUUGAUGGCUGGCAGACAUUCCUUGAAUUGACUGUGAGUUAUAUUUGGAGUCAUAUCAACUUGUCAAAAUGCUUGAUGUCACAUCAGUGCUCCCACAUGCAUACACAAGCAAGCAUGUAUAAUGUUGGAGGAAAGAAUGUGUCAUUCUGUGUUUCCUUAUUUAGAACACUUGUGAUGUCAGGAAAGAGGACCUAUAAUUGUUUGUUCAUUUGGAAAGACAAGCAUUUACCUUGCAAGUGCUCCCCAUACUAGUUCAAAAUUG